AUAUUUUGCCGUCAAAAUAACAGCUGAUUGUCAAAUUGCCAUAACCUAAAAGUUUUUCUGUAAAUUAGGGUUUAUUACACUAUUUUGAAGUUUUCUCUUAUUUAAUGAAUUAAACUCUUAUAUUUGAGGUGUUAUAUGUUUAUGGACUCAAACUUCUGAACAACUGGGCUACUUAAAUUAAGUUUUAAUGAUUUAGAGGUUAUGUAAUAAACUUUUAAAUUAUUCUUAUAAAAUGUCUCAAAGCACUGAAAAUGCUACAGAUACUGAACCAAAAGUUACGGAAGAAAAUAGUAAAGCAGACGAAGUUAUUAUUGAAGAUAAAUGGCUGAUAAGAGACUGCAGUUUAUAUGAGGACGAAUAUGACGAAUGCACCAGCUUUAGAGGGAGGUUCCACCAGUAUUUUAUUUACGGCCGCACGUUAGAUUGUAAUCAGUGGAAGAGAGACCAUGAUAAUUGCUGCAAAUGGGUCAAUAAGAAGGAUGUGAAAGCUGCUGAAGCAGUGAUAAACAGUGAAAAGGCGAGGCGAAUGGAAAGAUUAAGGGCUCACUACAGAAACGACACCUGGAAGAAACGUGACGCGCCUCCUGAAGACUGGGCAAAGCCCCUACCAGAGUGGAUGGUCAAAAGGGACGAGAACACCUUAUUAGCAAUAAAAGCAAAAGAAAUCAGAGAAGGAAAAGACGAAAAAGUUGAAAAAAGCUUCUGUUCCAUCAUGUGAUACAAGUAGUGUUCAAUUAUGUGUUAGUUUAAAGGUACUUUAAAUUAAA
This is a messenger RNA of Ostrinia furnacalis (Asian corn borer), 767 nucleotides long. RefSeq names its product UPF0545 protein C22orf39 homolog. NCBI's taxonomy places the organism in Eukaryota, Metazoa, Arthropoda, Insecta, Lepidoptera, Crambidae. The record is from RefSeq and is a predicted model, not a curated record. The transcript is spliced from 3 exons. The coding region runs from base 233 to 718 and encodes 161 amino acids.